Melampsora larici-populina 98AG31 is the source of this 948-nucleotide messenger RNA. RefSeq lists its product as uncharacterized. NCBI's taxonomy places the organism in Eukaryota, Fungi, Basidiomycota, Pucciniomycetes, Pucciniales, Melampsoraceae. Gene Ontology annotation, biological process: proteolysis. The record is from RefSeq and is a predicted model, not a curated record. The coding region runs from base 1 to 948 and encodes 315 amino acids. Gene Ontology annotation, molecular function: zinc ion binding; aminopeptidase activity. The transcript has 12 exons.
AUGCAUGUACCACAACAAACUAACGUUCAUUCAUCUGCUUUGACAAUAAUCAUUCUAGUCCAACUAUGUAGUUUGAUCCAUCCAACGGCACCACUUAUCAUUGAGAGCUUUUUGAAUUUCAUAAAUCAUUCUCCUACCCCUUUUCAUGCGGUAUCAAACGCUAUAAAUUGCUUUUGCCAUAGAUGGAGCGUAGGUUGGAAAUGGGUUAGCUAUGUAGUAGGAUGUCACACUGAUUCGCCUUGUUUUACAAUCCGACCCGCAUCCAGAAGGACUAAAUUAGGAUAUUCAAAAAAAUCACUGAUGACUCUGCAUCGUAUGGCCAAUGAAGAAAUCGGAUCAGUCUCCAAUCAUGGUGCCGAGUCGGAUUUAUUGGAAGCAAUCUUGACUCGCAUCUCUAGUGCAUUUGCUGAAACCCCUUCUCCGGCAUUGACUGAAAGGACAGGGGUCCCGCCAUUAAAACAAAAUGCUAAACAGAAAUAUGCCAGCGCAGUAGUGACCACUUGUCUUACGUCAAAUUGCUACACUUGCCGAAGUUCUACGAUUGGUGAUCGAAUUUUGGAUCAUGAAGCUGUCUUCCGACACGGAUCCAAUGUCGACGUUUCAUCCCAGAUAUUGGUUGUCCACAGUUCAGAACAAAAGAUUGGUUUAUAUUUAGCUGGCGUUGAAUUUGUUUGGAUGGAAUUUGCUUCUAUGCAGGGGGUCAUGGCUCACUAUGGAUGUAUGAUACAUGGAGAUUUGAUGCAUAUGGAUAAAUUAAAGAGUGUUUUGGCAGAUUGGACGACAAAUCUCAAGACCGUGAUAGAGAGUGUAGUCACCGACAUCGUGAGCAUAGUGAGAGGGACAAUGAUAGCACUGUCAGAUGAGCAGGCUACAGUCAAUGUCAGAUAUCAAUUGAUAUCAUCAGUAGGACAAAAUCUACGAGCUCAAUUGUCAGGCUGGGGAGAAUGA